Molecule: messenger RNA, 987 nt
Organism: Lobosporangium transversale
Lineage: Eukaryota; Fungi; Mortierellomycota; Mortierellomycetes; Mortierellales; Mortierellaceae
Product: P-loop containing nucleoside triphosphate hydrolase protein
Exons: 6
Coding region: 253-843 (196 amino acids)
Biological process (GO): small GTPase-mediated signal transduction
Molecular function (GO): GTPase activity; GTP binding
Source: RefSeq, a predicted model, not a curated record
GUCAUCCAUCCCAUCUCUUCUCCCCUAAAUUCAUUAAAAUAAAAAAACCUUCUUUUUUAUUCUUUUUUGGCUUUCUCCCAUCACUGCCACUGUCAUCAUCAUCCUUCCAUCCAUCACGUUCUUAUCGUCUCAUCCUUUUACUCCCCUCCUUCUCUUUAACUCUCUCACUCUUUCCUUCUCUUUCCUAGCAGAUAUAUCAUCUAUCCUUUUUUCGAUUGUGCAUCCCAUACAUCAUCUCUUUUCUCAUUAAACAUGACUGAAAUCCGUCGAAAGCUCGUUAUUGUUGGCGAUGGUGCUUGUGGCAAGACCUGUCUCCUUAUCGUCUUCUCAAAGGGAACCUUCCCUGAGAUUUAUGUCCCCACUGUCUUUGAAAACUACGUGACUGAUGUCGAAGUUGAUGGCAAGCAUGUCGAACUUGCUCUCUGGGAUACUGCUGGUCAGGAGGAUUAUGACCGUCUUCGUCCUCUCUCUUACCCUGACUCUCAUGUGAUUCUCAUCUGCUUUGCCAUUGACUCACCUGAUUCCCUGGAAAACGUACAGGAGAAGUGGCAUUCUGAGGUGCAGCACUUCUGUGGCGGGCUUCCCAUUCUUCUUGUAGCCUGCAAGAAGGAUCUUCGAUUUGACAGGACUACUAUUGAGGAGUUAGCAAAGACUAAGCAGGCUCCUGUCACACCAGAGCGAGGUUUGGAGGUCGCUCGCCAUAUUAAGGCUAGAGAUUAUCUCGAGUGUUCUGCAAAGACAGGUGAAGGUGUGCGUGAGGUGUUUGAAAGCGCAACCAGAGCAUCGCUUUUGGCCAAACCCAAGGGUGGACGCUCGCGCGGUAAGACCUGCCUUGUUCUCUGAAGAACACAUAUGCUUUGGAAAUCCAGUGGAUCAAAUGCGGUCGUUUUCUUACUAUUACCGGACAAUCAUUUAAGGCAGUGAACAAAGUAAUCUGUAGACAUUGGAACAGUAGUUAGAUAAGAUGCAAAAAAAAAUACACCAGUA